Molecule: messenger RNA, 456 nt
Organism: Monoraphidium neglectum
Lineage: Eukaryota; Viridiplantae; Chlorophyta; Chlorophyceae; Sphaeropleales; Selenastraceae
Product: WD repeat-containing protein 65
Exons: 6
Coding region: 1-456 (151 amino acids)
Source: RefSeq, a predicted model, not a curated record
AUGCGCGGUCCUGACCUGCCUGCUAACGUUGUACCGCAGGCCAAGUUGAUGACUGAGGUGGAGCGGUACAGCUCGUUGCUGCAGGAGAAGGAGGCUCUUAACGAGAGGUGGGACGAGCAGAACGCUCUGCUGGUUGAGAGUCAUGAGCGCGUCAUUGCAGAGCUGACAGAGGAGUACGAGGCCAAGCUGGCGGAGGAGGCGCUGGCCAAGGAGGCGCUGAGGCAGGAGAAGGAGGGCCUAGAGCGCGAGUUUGCAGAGGUCAAGCGCCAGAUGGAAGAGGACGCGGACUGCGAGAUUGAGGACCUCAAGGAGACCUACGAGCAGAGGCUCGGCGCCGAGAGGGAGACAGCCCUGAGGCUCAAGGGCGAGAAUGGCAUCAUGCGCAAAAAGUUCCAGCCGUGGGACUCGCGCCACCUGCGCCCCCCCACAUGUGACGUCAUCAUGACGUCAUCAUGA